CAAAGCACGAUCAUGGGUAAAUUAAAGAUCAUAGUCUCUACGACGAGCUUGUUCUGCACGAGAAUCGAGUGGGCUCUAAAACUGAAGGGCCUCGAGUACGAGCACACUGUUGAAGACUGGGACAAGGGGAAGAGCGAAUUGCUUUUGAAGUCGAAUCCGGUGCUCAAGAAGGUCCCGGUGCUGUUGGACGAUGGGGUCGCGGUUGCAGAGUCGAAAGUGAUUCUGGAGUACAUUGAUAAGAAGUGGAAGGGAGGUGAUCUUUAUCCGUUGUUGCCUCAAGACGCUUAUGAGAGAGCUCAAGCUCGUUUCUGGGCUCAGUUUGCUGACGACAAGUGUGUCUUUGGAACUUGGGGAGCAGCAUGUCAUGCUGAUACGUUGGAAAAGGAGAAAGCAGUGGAGAGUACAUUAGAGUCGUUUGGGUAUCUAGAGAAGAUCAAAGGGAAGAAGUUCUUCGCGGGAGACAAGAUAGGCUAUUUGGAUCUUGUAGUUGGUUGGAUCCCGCAUUGGCUUGGCGUCAUUGAAGAAACUGGAGGCAUUAAAAUUCUUGAUGCUGAGAGUUUCCCAUCCCUUCAUGAAUGGGCACAAAACUUCAUCAAAAUUCCGCUGAUUAAAGAAUGCGUUCCACCUAGAGAUAUGCUGGUUAACUAUUCGACUACUCUCCUCAGCUACCUGCGUUCCUCAGCACCGAACAAGCCAUAAAAUACACCCUUCAUUAAGAUUGAGCAACGUGUUGCUCUUGUUUUGCUGCCCUGUUUUCCUCUCUUAUCCUUGUAACCUUCUGAUAUGGCGCAAUAACAUAAUUAUAAUCAGCUUUCUCUUGGGAGAUUAUGAGCAAAUUCAAUAUUAUUCCUGGGA
This is a messenger RNA of Eucalyptus grandis, 855 nucleotides long. RefSeq names its product glutathione transferase GST 23. The record is from RefSeq and is a predicted model, not a curated record. NCBI's taxonomy places the organism in Eukaryota, Viridiplantae, Streptophyta, Magnoliopsida, Myrtales, Myrtaceae. Gene Ontology annotation, molecular function: glutathione transferase activity. Gene Ontology annotation, biological process: glutathione metabolic process. Gene Ontology annotation, cellular component: cytoplasm.